GUAAUAUUAAGAAUAUGAGGAAGCUGUUCUCUUCGGCUAACGAGAAACAAACACUUUUGGCAAAUGGUAAUAGAUUAAUAUAUUGUAUAUGGAAUGGAAAGAAUAUCAAGUUAGAAAAUCUGCAAAAGAGACUUGAUCAUACAUUGUACAUUUCAUCCUCAAAAUUAUUCGAGAAGGGACUCUCUAGACAGGAUAAUAUUGCCAUUAUUACCAAUCAUCAUCAUUCGGAAAAGCAUCAUCACCACCAACAUGAACAAAACAAAGCAAACAGUGAAGAAUUUAUCACAACAAAAUAUACCUAUUCUGAUUUGAUUCGGGAUAGUGGCAAUUUUGCAAACAAAUUGGUUGAUCAAUAUUGUGGUGAGAAUGCUAUUGAUGAUUCUAAUCAAAAAGUGAAACUAUUGACCAAUGAAAAGAUUUGUUUCUUGUUCGAUCCUGGAUAUGAUUAUACAGUCACAUUGUGGUCAAUUUGGAGAGUGAAUGGAACUGCUGUUCCUCUAUGUAAUACACAUCCAACAAAGGAAUUGAAAUAUUAUAUUGAUGAUUCCCAAUGUAAGGUUGUCAUUUAUCAAAAGGAAAAGAAGAGUUCAUUGGAACCUUUAUUUCAAGAAAUGAAACAUAUCAAAUUUAUAGAAUAUGAUAACUCCUUGACCAAAUCAAUUGAUAAUUCAAAGCUUCAAGUGAUUGAUUUGAAACAAAACGAUAGGGAAAAUGGAUCUUUAAUUGUGUACACAUCAGGCACAACAGGAAACCCAAAAGCUGUUGUACUCACAUUUUCAAAUAUAUUGGCACAAGCCAAUAUUCUCUGUUCUGAAUGGGAGUGGACUGAGAAGGAUAUGAUCCUUCAUUUACUUCCGCUUCAUCACGUUCAUGGGUUAAUCAAUGCUCUUACUUGCCCACUCUAUUGUGCAGCUACCAUUGAGUUUUUGAAGUUCAAUCCCGAACAAGUAUGGAAGAAAUUGACCAAUUCAGACAAGAAACCAGACGAAAAACAUAUUAAUGUGUUCAUGGCAGUUCCAACCAUUUAUGUCAAACUUAUUCAUUACUAUGAUGAGCUUUCUCAUAAAACUCAAAAACACUACACUGAGCAAGUUGAGAAAUUGAGAUUGAUGGUAUCUGGAAGUGCUGCCUUACCAACUUCAGUCUAUUCAAAAUGGAAAAAAAUAUCGCAUCAUAAUUUAUUGGAAAGAUUUGGCAUGUCUGAAAUUCUAAUGGCUAUUUCAAACCCAAUGGAUAAGGAAAAGAGAAAGAUGGGCUGUGUUGGCUUUCCACUUCCCACAGUUCAAGUUAAAAUUGUUGACUUUGACACAAGGGAGGAAAUUACAAAACCGAAUGAGCCAGGUGAAUUAUUAGUCAAAGGUCCAAGUAUUUUUAAAGAAUAUUUAGGUAGACCAGAUGCAACCAGAAAAGCUUUUACAGAGGAUGGCUAUUUCAUUACAGGAGAUUCAGUAUUAAUCGAUGAGGAGGGUUAUUACAAAAUUUGUGGAAGACUCAGUUCUGAUAUUAUUAAAUCUGGUGGAUACAAAAUAUCAGCUCUCGAUAUUGAAAGAGUAAUUCUCGAUAUGAGCAAGAUUAAGGAAUGUGCUGUUUUGGGAGUACCAGAUGAGGAGUAUGGUGAGAGAGUUGGUGCUCUCAUCUCGCUUCACAAAGGUCAAACACUCACAUUGAAAGAAUUGCAAGAUUUUUGCUCUCGUGACCUAGCCAAAUACAAGAUACCAACUCGUCUCAUUGUCUUACCAGAGGGAGAGGAAAUUCCAAAGAAUGCUAUGGGAAAGGUUGCCAAAAAACCACUCAUUAAAUUAUUCACCUCUCACAACUAAUUU
Molecule: messenger RNA, 1823 nt
Organism: Naegleria gruberi
Lineage: Eukaryota; Heterolobosea; Eutetramitea; Acrasida; Naegleriidae
Product: long chain fatty acid CoA ligase
Exons: 3
Coding region: 15-1820 (601 amino acids)
Biological process (GO): fatty acid metabolic process
Molecular function (GO): medium-chain fatty acid-CoA ligase activity
Source: RefSeq, a predicted model, not a curated record